CAUUUUUAACACAUUGCGCUGAAAUCAAGGGGAGUAAUUUUGUAACUUCCGGUUUAUUUAUUUGUCUUUUUUUUUUUCAUAGUUUGACAUGGAAAUAAACGCACCAGAGGAUGGUGAGAGCAGUGCAGAUUUAGCUGAGGAUGAGUUGAUAACUGUGAUGAAUGACAUAAUUGAUGAUGUCACACUCGGGCUUUGUUUUGAAGUGCACCGAUCUAGUAAACUUGGAACACUUUUCCUGGGCGAUACUGAUCCGCAGUCACAGGUUGAACAUGCAAUUGUGGACCGUCCAGGUGUUGAUGUAUUUGGAAACCCACCUGCGAAGAAACAGUUAGAAUGUGUGUGUCCAAACUGCCAGAGAAAUCUUGCCGCAUCAAGAUUUGCUCCACAUCUUGAAAAAUGUAUGGGCAUGGGAAGAAACAGUUCCAGGAUUGCUAGUCGCAGAUCACAGAAAGUGUUGAAAGACAGACUGGGACAAGAUCCAUUAAAACAUGACAGUGGGGAGAGUGAUGAUGAUUAUAAUGAUGCAGACUGGUCCAUGUACCCUGAUAAGAAAAUUAAAAAGUUAAGGAAGGAAAAAAGAAGCAAUUCUCCAAGACGACACAAAAAUUCACGUUUGAAGAAUGGAUCAGCAUUAGCGGAGUCAAGUCUUCAUCUGUCAGAAAUGGCGUACAAGCAGGAGAGGGCGGAUACCCCGGAUUCUAUAGGUGGUUACGAGUACAUGACACUAGAGGAUAAAAAGACUUUAUUAAUGUCUACAUGUGGAGUGAUUUCUGGUCAUACAAAGAAAAUGUGCACUAGGUCCCAUAAAUGUCCCCAACAUUCAGAUGAACAGAGACGACAAGUCAGACAUUUCUUGUUAGGAACAGGAUUACAUGGUGAUGAUGAUGAUAAUGUUGAUAUAGACACGUAUGUAGAUGGUGAUAGUCAAUCUCUACGAGAAUCUCUACAGUGGGAGGCAGCGUCAAACACAUCCUCGCCAACCGAUUCUACAUCUACAAAUAACAGUAAUAGUAAUUCACACAGUAGUUCCAGAAAACGUCACGGAAAAAGUAGUUCCAAGUCAUCAAAGAAAAGAAAGUUGGCAAAGUCUCAUUCAUAUCAUAGUUCCGUAGUGUCAAAUAGUCAGUUACCUAAUAUGUAUGAAUUUGAUUGAUGUUUACAUGUAUUUUAGUUAAUUUAUUAAAUUGCAAUAUUUAAAUAUUGUAGUGUUACUGGUAAAGAGUUGCUAAUUUGCAUAAUUUAUGCUAUAUUGUCAAAGGUGAAAUAUAUCCCUAUGGAACAAGUGCUUCUCCAUUUAGGUUAAUCAAUGUCUGUAGGUUUGCAAUAUUGCUUGAUCAUUUUAAGCUUGACUAAUGGAAGAACAAGUAGAUCUAUCUGACUUACCUGUUCGUCGGUAUCUGCGUGAUGCUGUCUGCAAGGCAUCAGUGUAUCGAUUUGGUUAUGUUUUUGUAUGUAAGCUGGUAUCUCGGUAACCACUUAUGGGAGUACUUUGAAACUUCACACACUUAUUCACUGUGAUAAACUGACUUACAUUGCUUUGGUUCAGUAACUGUUUCGCUUUUUUACAAAAUUAUGCCACUUUUUGGGUGUUCAUAUUUAUUCAUUUGACAAGGGUGUUGAAUAGUCAAGCAUUGCUGUCUUCUGACAGCUCUUAUUAGCUCAUCUGAUUUUUUGAAAAAAAAUGAUAAGUUAUUGUCAUCACUUGAGCGGUUGUCGGCGUCGGCGUCAGCAUCUGCAUUGGCGUUGCCUUAUUAAGUUUUAUGUCUAGGUCAGCUUUUCUCCUAAACAAUCAAAGCUAUUGCUUUGAAACUUGGAAUACUUGUUCACCAUCAUAAGCUGACCCUGUAUAGCAAGAAACAUAACUCCAUCUUGCUUUUUGCAAGAUUUAUGGCCCCUUUUGUACUUAGAAAAUAUCAGAUUUCUUGGUUAAGUUUUAUGUUUAGGUCAACUUUUCUCCUAAACUAUCAAAGCUAUUGCUUUGAAACUUGGAAUACUUGUUCACCAUCAUAAGCUGACCCUGUAUAGCAAGAAACAUAACUCCAUCUUGCUUUUUGCAAGAUUUAUGGCCCCUUUUGUACUUAGAAAAUAUCAGAUUUCUUGGUUAAGUUUUAUGUUUAGGUCAACUUUUCUCCUAAACUAUCAAAGCUAUUGCUUUGAAACUUGGAAUACUUGUUCACCAUCAUAAGCAGACCCUGUACAUCAAGAAACAUAACUCCAUCUUGCUUUUUGCAAGAUUUAUUGCCCCUUUUGGACUUAGAAAAUCAGUUUUCUUGGUUAAGUUUUAUGUUUAGGUCAGCUUUUAUCCUAAACUAUCAAAGCUAUUGCUUUAAAACUUGCAACACUUGUUCACCAUCAUAAGUUGACCCUGUACAGCAAGAAACAUAACUCCAUCCUGCUUUUUGCAAGAUUUAUGGCCCCUUUUGGACUUAGAAAAUAUCAGAUUUCUUGGUUAAGUUUUAUGUUUAGGUCAACUUUUUCUCUUAAACUAUCAAAGCUAUCGCUUUGAAACUUGCAACACUUGUUGACCAUCAUAAGCUGACCCUGUACAGCAAGCAACAUAACUCCAUCCUGCUUUUUGCAAUAAUUAUUGCCCCUUUUGGACUUAGAAAAUCAUUUUCUUGGUUGAGUAUUAUGUUUAAAUCGACUUUUCUCAUAAACUAUCAAAGCUAUUGCUUUAAAACUUGCAACAGUUUUUCACCAUCAUAAGUGGACACUGAACAUCAAGAAACAUAACUCUAUCCUGCUUUUUGCAAGAAUGAUGGCCCUUUUUAGACUUAGAAAAUCAUGGGUAGGACAAUAUUUCUAUUACACAAAAAAAAUCAGAUGAGCGUCAGCACCCGCAAGGCGGUGCUCUUGUUUUUUUCAGGCAUUAGAAGCCUUUUGAAUCCCAUGAGGUUGUCAUUUUUACUUCACCAUAAGAACAUCUGAUUAAAAGUUUAUGGUGACCAUUCAAGAAGUAUGUAGUCAGAAACUCAGCCAAAGUAUAUGCUCUGUGUGGCAGUUGAUUUGCAAAUUAGUCCAUAGUCUUUCAUUUAAAGUGGCUGUUAUCUUAACAGUCCAUAUUUGCAUAUCUGAAAUACUUUGUAAAACUGAUGCUCAAGCACAAAAUGAAAUAACCUUUUACUAAAUUUCUAACAUGAACUGGUCCAUCAUCCAAUUUGGGCAGUACCACUUAUUAUUCGAAGGGGUGUUCACUGAAAAAUUACUGACUGAAUGGAGAACAUGGUCUGCACUGGUCGCAAAGGCAUAAUCACAUGCUGCCAGCAAGCUAAAGGUUAAAAUGUGCUUUGAUAUUUUGUAUACUUGUUUUAUGUUUGUUUCUAAAGGGACCAGUAUUAUUUAAAAACGUGAUAAUGUAGAAUCGUAAUGGAAAUAAGACUGAUCUUCGGUAUCUGCAAUCAGAAAUGUAAGUUAGUUUUUGUAUGUUUAGAAUGUAUCGUUUGAGACAAAAUUCUAUACUUUAUGUUUACAAGUGUCAUAUGCAUAUAAAGUUUUAUGAAAAGAAAUGUUGUAAGUAAGCCUUAAAGAUAGUUAUGUAUAUCAUUAGAAAGGUCUCUCCAAAAUACGCAUUAUUGCAUCUAUUUCUCUAAACAAACUUUUGACCUGUAACAACACUAGAAAUGUGGCAUCAUUGAAUUGUACAGUGAAAUUACGCUCAAGGGGAAGUAACAAAUUACUAACAAUGACAAGAACCCGAUUAUUAAGUAUUUGUGUACUGAAAUCAGACUGGGUCAGUAUGGUUACAUGAAAAUGAGAUUAAGCCAUUGUCAUACUGAUUUUAAGUUUGCAGCUAAACCUAUCUUAAUGGCCACCUGUUUAAAGCAAACACUUGCCUUAAGUUAAGCAGUAUGUCAGCUCAUUUCUCAAGUUUACUUUUUGUUCUAAUUAUAUAUUACCUGAAGUAGUCACCUACCUGUUGCAGUCUGAUUAAGUUGCUCCAGUUGCUGGCUGCUUAACAGAAUUAACUCGUGUAAAAUCAUCUUGUGAACUUAGGACUGGAUCUUGUGAACUGUUGACAAGGUUCAUGAACGGUUGACUAGAUCUUGUAAACUUUCAACUAUCUUAUUAACUGUUGAUUAGAUUUUUUAAGCUAUUGACUGGAUCUUGUAAAUUGUUGAAUAGAUUUUGUGAACUGUGGUUCAGGUCAUGUGAACUAUUGAAUGGAUCUUGUGAACUGUUGUAUAGGUUGUAUGAAUUGAUGACUAGAUCUUGGUAAAUGUUGGCGUGGUCAUUUGAACUGUUGGCUACAUCUAGUGUGUGAACUAUUGACUAGAUCUUGUGAAUUAUUAACUGGAUAUUGUGAAUUAUUGACUGGAUAUAUCGACUAGAUCUUGUAAACUGUUGGCUUGAUCUUGUGAACUGUUGACUAGAUCAGGAGAACUGAUGACUAGAUCUUGUAAACUGUUGGCUAGAUCAUGUGAACUGAUGACCAGAUUUUGUAAACUGUUUACUAGAUCUUGU
Messenger RNA from Mercenaria mercenaria, 4461 nucleotides. RefSeq names its product ataxin-7-like protein 3. Lineage: Eukaryota; Metazoa; Mollusca; Bivalvia; Venerida; Veneridae. The transcript has 12 exons. Gene Ontology annotation, cellular component: SAGA complex; DUBm complex. Gene Ontology annotation, molecular function: transcription coactivator activity. The coding region runs from base 89 to 1153 and encodes 354 amino acids. Gene Ontology annotation, biological process: positive regulation of DNA-templated transcription; regulation of transcription by RNA polymerase II. The record is from RefSeq and is a predicted model, not a curated record.